AUGGCGUACGCCCGGCCCGACGCCCAGGCCGCCUCGGCGGCCUCCCAGCGCCACAAGGCCGUCUACCACGCCCUCAUCAAGGCCCGCAACGCUAAGCUCAAGGAAGACAACCUUGCGCUCAUCAGCACUUGGGCCGCGCUGCGGGGCCAGCUCGCCGAGCAAGCCAAGGUCGUCGCCAUCCAGGCUGCCAACCUCGCCGCCGUCUACGCCGAAUCUUCAAUCAGUUCCUCAAUGCUUGAUUCUGCACUGAUAGACCUAAACUAA
Molecule: messenger RNA, 264 nt
Organism: Puccinia triticina
Lineage: Eukaryota; Fungi; Basidiomycota; Pucciniomycetes; Pucciniales; Pucciniaceae
Exons: 2
Coding region: 1-264 (87 amino acids)
Source: RefSeq, a predicted model, not a curated record